Messenger RNA from Pelobates cultripes (western spadefoot toad), 23160 nucleotides. NCBI's taxonomy places the organism in Eukaryota, Metazoa, Chordata, Amphibia, Anura, Pelobatidae. The record is from the annotation of a GenBank genome assembly.
AUGGUUCCUGCUGGUGUGGUUUGUAGAACAGCUGCAGAUGAAUGCGACCUUCCUGAAUUUUGCUCUGGAAUGGAAGCAGCCUGCCCUGAUGAUGUAUUCCAGCAAAAUGGCAAUCUGUGCAAUCAAGGAAUUAAUAUUUGUUUCAAUGGGAAAUGUCAAAGUGCUGAUUUACAGUGCAAACACAUUUUUGGUCCAGGUAAGCAUGUUAAUCCUUUCCCGACAAUAGGAUGUUCCAUGCCGUACUACACGGAGCAAGCUUUAAUGCCGUUAGUACGGCAUGGAAUGUCAUGCAGUUUGAUAGCUAGGGCUCCCCUCUGUCACUUGGAGCUCCGCUCUGUCAGAUAAGCUAAAUAUUAGAAAUGAGUACUGCAAAGAGCCUUUUAACUCUAUUCAGAACACUGAAGUUGAGUGAUUGCACUCAGCAGCGAUGUUUUUGUGCUGGUGCUAGGCUUUGCCAGCUGCCCAGCACAGAUCACAGUGUAAUCAGCUGAGAACACAAAAAGUAUUGCGUAAAUCCCAGUCCUACAUCUACACCCUGGUUUACACCAAAAAAAUGUAAUAUACAGAAAAAACAUGCAAAAUCGGUGUGGUGUACUGCACACAUGUGUUAAAAUCACCAACUAGGUGGUAUACAUAUGAAACAAACAAAAGUUAUAUACACACUAAAGAAAGAAAUUGGAUAUACAGGAAAACUAAGUGUUCCCAGGUCUACCUCACGGACACCUAACUAAUGAGUAAAAAGCAAAGAAAGUGGGACAAAACCACCCAAUACACUUAUAAAAAUUAAAUAUAACCUGGAGAAAUGGACCAGGAUAAUAAGCUCAAUGGAGAUCUAUAAUAAUGUUAAACAUAACAUAGUGCAAUACAGUUACAACAAAAACAGAGUGAAUGGUGUUUGGUAUUGAACUCACAAACAUAAGAUGUAAAUAGGCUUCUCGCCCCACCAGGGGUUAAAAUGAAUCAGAGAGCUGGUAGAUCUCAGUAUUGGAAAUCCUCAUAAAUUCCUUGGGUAAAUGGAGGAAAGAGAACCAUACAUGGGGAAGUACAGUUCAAAUCAAAAAAAGAUUUAUUUAGAUUGCACUUACAAGAAGGUAGACAAUCUGGGCAUGUCUCCACACACUGUGGAACCAGGUAGCAGCGUGGUAGAUUGGUUGUACCAAAAUACAGCAAUAAAAACAGAAACAAAUGGACUAUAAAACAAAUAGAAUUUAAAAAAGUCCUUAUAGAGUCCAAGGUGAGUUGUCCAACACGUUUCGUCCGAUAGGGAACUUCCUCAGGGAUCUGUGGUGAGUCAGCUUUGAAGAGACUUUUUAUAACGCUGGAAAUUACAUCCAUUUGCUUCACCUGAUGGCGUGCGUUUCACCCGUGGAACGCACUGACGUAUACUCUGUGCGCCUCAGGAAAGGGAAAAUGACAGGGUAAUAAGAGAUCAUUAGACGAAUACGAGCAUGAAGUAUGUGCACAUGUGCGAAGGGAAAACACCGAUCGCCAUGCGCACGUACAAAACAUGAUUUAUAAAAUCCAAAUAGAAACAUAAGAAUAAACCGGCGAACAGCUGUCUAACGUACGAAUUCAAACGGGACAAGAUAUAGAUGACACAUAUUGAGGGGAAGAUGAAUAACCCCGAACGAAUUUUAAUUAAAUUAAAUAUUAGAGACAGAGGUCUUUGCAAGUUAGUGUAGCCUCAAAUAUAAUAAGGAGAAAGUUAAUAUAGCCCCAAAUCUAAUGUGUAUGAAUAUAUAUAUAUAUAUAUAUAUAUAUAUAUAUUAAGCCUAAUACUUAGUUGUUUCUAAGAUAUACAGGGGUAUUACAAGGAGAAACCUCUUUUCAGAUAUAUCAAUGAGUAUAUAAAAUUAAAAUUAAUAUUUAUAAAUAAUGGAGCAAAAGAGCUCCAGAGAAUUGCCAACUUAGUAUAUGUUUAUGCAUGUGUCAUAUAUUGACAUAUAUUUACAAUCAAACUACAGUAUUUCAUCUAUAGAGAAUUAAAAGAAAAAUUAUGUUAUCAGAGACCCUGGAGGACUAUUUCUGCAUUUAGGCCUUGAUGUAAAGUUUUUAGGUUAUAAAUCCAGAAUGCUUCCUGACGGAUGAGUUCUUGUAGUUUAUUACCUCCCCUCCAACCCAAAUCGAUUUUAUCUAUCCCAAAUGCCAAAAAAUUCUCCCAACAAAAUUAAGGGCAAGCAUUACAAUGCUUUGUGACAUUAUGAUAAAUUUUUCCCUUUUUGAUACUAUACAAAUGCUCUGAAAGUCUAACAUGGAGCUUGCGUGUGGUGCGACCCACAUAUUGGGCUCCGCAUCCACACUGCAAUAAAUAAAUUACAAAGGUAGAAAAGCAUUGGAUAUGCUUUUUUAAUUUUGUACGUUUUUUUUUUUGUUGUAAGUACUAAUAAAAUUUUAAAAUUUUCUUUUCUGGUGUUUACAUGUAGAACAGUGACCACAACGAAAAAAGCCACAUAUAGGAGUUUUAAGCCAAUUAUUUGAAGUUGGAGAAUUAUUAGGAAAAGGGCUGGGAGCCAAUUUAUUUUUGAGAUUGUUUGCUCGUCUGUAUAUUACUGUUGGAAAAUCUGGUAUAAUUUCUCCAAGAACAUCAUCCUUCUUCAAGAUGUACCAAUAUUUCUUAAGAACUUUUUCAAUUCUUUUGGCUUGCGCAUUAAAUUGUGUUAUAAAAGCAAAUUGAAAUUUAUUGUUGCUGUUGUUAUUUGUAUGUAGUUGAUCACUGUUCUUUUGUAAAAGAAGGGAUCGAUCAGUUUUCAAAACUAUUUUCUCAUCAGUUUGCAAUUUAGUUUGAUUAUAAGCCUUCUCUGUAAGGACAUGAAGGGGUGCUGCCCUGGAACAGUACUGUCCCUUUAAAUGUGGAAACCAAUUUAGCAAAGAAUAAAGGCAAGGACACAAUGAAUAGAAUAAAUCAAGAAAUAUAUCAUAAAGGGAACCAAAGGACAAAAGAUAAAACAACAUGUAAUAAAUAUAUACAAAGCCACAGAAUAAUAUUUACAAUAAAUCAGGAUAACCACAAUUUGGGCAGGCAGAGUAUACUUAAACAGUCCUUUGGUAUAAAGAAUGUAUUUGGGCAGGAUUGUGCAGCCACCACAGAAAUGGGUGGGACACAGAUCCAGAGCCACAAACAAAUAUAUGGCACCAGGAAGCAAAGCCUGAAGCAGGACAAACGAACAAGACUGCAGGGUCAGGAUCACUGGUAACAAGGCAGAUGACAGGAACACUGAACCAGAACACAGGAAUGCAGGAACAUAAGACCAAGAAGACACGAGAACACAGGACCAGGAAACACAGGAUCAGGGAGCGAAGAGUCAGAAUCUCAGGAACCAGGAAACAAGAACCAUGGAACAAGAAACAGGAGACAAGAGACAAUGAUCUGACAAGGAGUGAGGUGAAAAACCAGACUAUAUAGGUGCUAAAACAAGGACCAGGUGAAGUGCUAAUGAAAGAAAUUAGGAACAGUGAUAAUGGUGAAUGUGGGUACUGCACAAGGGCAAAUCAACUAAGGAGUGUUGUGACAUUCUCUGCAUAGAGUUUUUUUUAUAAUAUGGGAAAUGUUAAAGGAAAAUGUGAUCAUCAGUACAAUUCUUUCUCAGACGAACCAAUUGACUUUUGGGGAUGUUGGUAAGCCAAGAAGGAUGGUGGGAGCUAGAGUGUUCUAUGGCAGUGUUACAGUCGGUGGGUUUAAAAUACGUUUUUGUUUUUAGUUGAUUCUGAUCAAUGUAAAUAGUGAGGUCUAAAAAAUCUAUGGAUGUUAUAUCUGAUUUUAAAAGUAAAAUGUAAGUUAUAUUCAUUUUGAUUAACCUCUUUAAAGAAAUUAUUCAGACCCUCAGCAUCUCCCUCACAGAUCAACAACACGUCAUCUAUGUAGUGUCGCCAUAGGACCAGUUUGCCCCCCGUAUGAUCUCGCAGAGAAAUAUGAUGUUGUUCCCAGUGGGAUACAUAUAAAUUGACAAAACUGGGGACAAACUUAGUACCUAUGGCGACGCCACACAACUGGAGGAAAUAUUGUUCAUCAAACCAAAAAAAGAUUUGAGUAAGCACAAAAUUUAUGUAAUCUAUAAGAAAAUUAAUUUGAUAAUCUUGCACGAGUUCAUGUGAAUUGAGAAUAUAUUUUAAUGCCAUUAUCCCUUUAUGAUCUUAAGAAAUAUUGGUACAUCUUGAAGAAGAAUUGGAGAAUUUCCAACAGUAAUAUACAGACGAGCAAACAAUCUCAAAAAUAAAUUGGCUCCCAGCCUUCUUCCUAAUAAUUCUCCAGCUUCAAAUAAUUGGCUUAAAACUCCUAUAUGUGGCUUUUUUCGUGGUGGUCACUGUUCUACAUGUAAACAUCAGAAAAGAAAAUUUUAAAAUCGUAUUGGAACUCAUCUGUCAGGAAGCCUUCUGGAUUUAUAACCUAAAAACAUUACAUCAAGGCCUAAAUGCAGAAAUAGACCUCCAUGGUCUCUUAUAGCAUCAUUUUCUUUUCAAUUCUCUAUUGAUGAAAUACUGUAGAUUGUAUAUAUAUGUCAAUAUAUGACACAUGUAUAAUAAACAUAUACUAGGUUGGCAAUUCUCUGGAGCUUUUUUGCUCCAUUAUUUAUGUAUAUUCAUUUUCAUUUUAUAUACGCAUUGAUAUAUCUGAAAAGAGGUUUCUCCUUGUAAUACCCCUGUAUAUCUUAGAAACAACUAAGUAUUAGGCUAUAUAUAUAUAUAUAUAUAUAUAUAUAUAUAUUCAUACACAUUAGAUUUGGGCCUAUAUUAACGUUCUCCUUAUUAUAUUUGGGGCUACACUAACUUGCAAAGACCUCUAUCUCUAAGAUUUAAUUUAAUUAAAAUUAAUUAGUGGUUAUUCAUCUUCCCCUCAGCUUAGUGUAUUGUUCAAUAUGUGUCAUCUAUAUCUUGUCCGGUUUGAAUUCGUACGUUAGACAGCUGUUCGCCUGUUUAUUCUUAUGUUACUAUUUGGAUUUUAUAAAUCAUGUUUUUUAUGUGCACAUGGUCUCUUAUUACCACGUCAUUUACCCUUUCCUGAGGCACAGAGAGUAGACGUCAUUGCCUUCCACGGGUGAAACGCACGCCAUCACGUGAAGCAAAUGGAUGUAAUUUCCAGCGUUAUAAGAAGUCUCUUCAAAGCUGACUCACCACAGAUCCCUGAGGAUGUCCCCUAUCGGACGAAAUGCGUUGGACAACUCACCUUGGACUCUAUAAGGACUUUUUUUUUUAACUUUUUUUUGUUUUAUAGUCCAUUUGUUUCUGUUUUUAUUGCUGUGUUUUGGCACAACCAAUCUACCACGAUGCUACCUGGUUUCACAUUGUGUGGAGACAUGCCCAGAUUGUCUACCUGCUUGUAAGUGCAAGCUAAAUAAAUCUUUUUUUGAUUUUAACUUUACUUCCCCAUGUAUGGUUCUCUUUCCUCCAUUUACCCAAGGAAUUUAUGAGGAUUUCCAAUACUGAGAUCUACCAGCUCUCUGAUUUGUUUUAACCCCUGGUGGGGUGAGAAGCCUAUUUACAUCUUAUGUUUGUGAGUUCAAUACCAAACACCAUUCACUCUGUUUUUAUUGUAACUGUAUUACACUAUGUUAUGUUUAUCAUUAUUAAAGAUCUCCAUUGAUCUUAUUAUCCGGGUAAAUUUCCCCAGGUUAUAUUUAAUUUUUUAUAAGUGUACUGGGUGGUUUUGUCCCACUUUCUUUGCUUUUUAGGUGGUAUACAUACACUGGUAUUGAGUCUCCUGGAAAGUAGUGGUGUAACAAUAAUCCCAGUUUGGAACAGAAAUUUUCCAGCUUUAAUUAAUUAAAAAACAUAAGGAACAUAACAGUGUAAAAACAUACAGAAUAACUUACAGAAGGACAAUAUAAAAAAGAGGAUCGUAUUGCUGUCAGUGGCAGAGUUACAUAGUUACAUAGCUGAAAAGAGACUUUCCAUCAAGUUCAGCCUUCCUCACAUAUGUUUUUGCUGUUGAUCCUGCAACAAACUAGGAAAAUAUUCCUUCUUGACCCCAAAAUAGCAGUCAGGUGUCUCCUUGGAUCAAGCAGCUAUUACCCCACUAAUUAGAAAUUAUAUCCCUGUAUGUUAUGUUUUUAUCCAAGUAUUUAUCCAAUUGCAAUUUAACCCCUUAAGGACACAUGACAUGUGUGACAUGUCAUGAUUCCUUUUUAUUCCAGAAGUUUGGUCCUUAAGGGGUUAAACAUCUGUAUAGACUCUGACAAAACUACCUCUUCAGGCAGAGAAUUCCAUAUCCUUAUUGCUCUUACUGUAAAAAAACCUUUUCUUUGCCUUAGAUGAAAUCUCCUUUCUUCCAGCCUAAAUGUGUGACCUGGUGUCCUAUGUAUAGCCCUGUUUAUGAAUAGAUUUCCAGAUAAAGGCUUGUACUGGCCCUGAAUAUAUUUGUAUAAUGUUAUCAUAUCCCCUCUCAGGUGCUGUUUUUCCAAACUAAACAGAUUUAAAUUUUUUAUCCGUUCUUCGUAACUAAAAUGCUCCAUUCCUUUUAUCAGUUUUGUAGCUCAUCUCUGCACUUUUUCUAGUGCCAUGAUAUCUUUCUUUAGAACAGGUGCCCAAAAUUGCACAGCAUAUUCAAGGUGUGGUCUUACCAGCGAUUUUUAAAGAAGCAAAGUGAUAUUUUCAUCCCAAGAAUUUAUGCCCCUAUUUAUACAUGACAAAACCUUACUGGCCUUAGCAACUGCAGAUUAACAUUGCAUAUUGCUGUUUAAUUUGUUGUCUAUAACAAUUCCUAAAUCCUUCUCCUGUGUGGUUAUCCCUAAUUCACUACCAUUUAGGGUGUAAAUUGCUUGUGCAUUCUUAACCCCAAAGUGCAUAACUUUGCAUUUCUCUACGUUAAAUUUCAUCUGCCAUUUUAGUGCCCAGUCCCCCAAUCUAUCCAAAUCCCUCUGCAGCAAAGCAAUAUCCUGCUCUCAUUGUAUUACUUUACAAAGUUUUGUGUUAUCUGCAAACACUGAUACAUGGCUUUCAAUGCCUAUUUCAAGAUCAUUUAUAAAUAUGUUAAAUAAAAACGGUCCCAAAACAGAACCCUGAGGGACGAGAAGGACAUCUGAAAGAUUUUUUAAAGUGGGAACGCAAAAGAAAAGAAAGAAUCAAAUUAAACAAACCAAGCUCUCCAUUAAAAAGAUGAAUAGAAAGAGAGGAACAAGAGGUGAAAGUAUUAUAGAUAUCAAAGGAAUAUAUAACCUCUCCAAGAUUACAAUAAAACAAUGCAGAAUAGGGUAUUGGCUAGAGGAAUUAAAUUUUGUCCAAUAGCCAACUUGGACCAUUUUUUGAUUUAUAUAGAUCUUAAAAAGUUCGCCAGAAAAUUAUGUUUAAAACGUUUGUUUUUUUUAGAGAAGGUAGACAUAACUAAGGAAUUUGGAAGUGGUACACAAAGUAAGGAAGGGCAUAACUUUUCCUCACUUAAAAAGAAUUCCACUUUCUUUCCAAAGAAUUGUAAGACCAAUUCAAUGGACGCGUUUGAGGAAUUAGUUAUGCGAGAGAUAGAACGGAUUAAAAGAAUUGAUAGGAACAGAAUAAACCUUAAUAAGGAGGAACAACAAGCUCUGGUCGAACUGCGAGACAAUACAGAGAUCAUAAUUAAACCAGCCGACAAGGGGGGUGGCAUCACUAUUAUGGAUAGGGAAUACUAUAUAGAGGAGUCACUGAGGCAACUAAAUGAUGGGAUUACAUACAGAAAAUUGAAGGGUGAGACCAUUGAAGAAAAAAAGGAUAUGUUUUUUUAAUUUCUUGGGCAGGGGUUUAUCGAUGGAGGUUAUCUCCAAAACAGAAUAUGAUUACUUAGCGGUGACAUAUCCCAGGAUACCUGUGUAUUAAUUUCUGCCCAAGAUCCAUAAGCAUGAAACAAAACCACCGUGAAGGCCCAUCAUUUCUGGGAUAGAUUCGGUGUUAGCCCCCUUGUCGGAGUAUAUUGAUCUGUGCUUGCAACCCCUGGUUAAAGAAACUAAGGCAUAGUUGAGGGACACUAGCCAGAUUCUCCAGGUGUUGGAAAAGGUGGAGUGGAUGGAUGGAGACACCCUUGUCACUGCGGAUGUCUCGUCCCUUUUUUCGAUCAUUCCACAUCAAAGGGGUAUGGAAGCUGUCAAAUUUUCCUUGUCCUCUUCCAACCUAUCUUUGAAUCAUCAAGCCUUCAUUUUAGAAGGCAUCCACCUUAUCUUGACUAAUAAUUAUUUUCAUUUUUUAGAUUCUUUUUACCUGCAGACCCUUGGAAUGGCGAUGGGGACUAGGUUCGCACCCAGCUAUGCAAAUUUAUUUAUGUCCCAUUGGGAGGAAUCCUUUAUAUAUGGGGACCAUGGCUGGGUGUGGAACCUGGUCACCUAUACAUUGAUGAUUUAUUUUGGAUUUGGAGGGGCUCUAGAGAAGAGCUUGCUCUGUUUUUGUCGUACCUCAAUUCCAACUCAUGGGGAAUUCGGCUCACCAUGGACCAUAGUGACAGCCAAGUUAACUUUUUGGAUUUACAUAUCUUUAUUUCCAACCACCGGAUACGUACCGAGACCUUUAAGAAGGUAGAUGUUAAUAGUUUUAUUUUUUACGACAGCUGUCACUUCGGUCCCUAGUUGGAUAACAUUCCCAAAGGACAAAUAUUAAGGUUGAAAAGAAACUGUACUAGUAUGGAGACUUGUGAGACCCAAAUACAUAAGCUAAUGGAUCAAUUCACAGCCAAGCACUAUCCAAAGACUCUAACAGAUAAAGCCUACAAGGAGAUAGAGAAUGUAUAUAGGAAAUAUCUUUUGGAGAAUUCCAACAGGACGAAGAGGGACAAAGAAAAUAAAAAUAAGAGUGAUGAGGUUUCUUUGAUUUUUAACUAUUCAGGGGAAAAUAGAGAAUUAAAGAACGUUAUCAAUAAGUACUGGUUUAUUCUAAAAGAAGACCCUCUGCUACAGCAGAUAGUCCCAAAAAGACCAAGGAUCAUUUAUAGAGGGAUACCAAGUAUUAAGAACCAUUUAGUUAAAAGUAGCCUCAAACAAGAAAAUCAAAGUAAGAACUUCUUUAAUCAGGAUGUAGAUUUCUUCCAAUUUGAAUACUGCUUGGCCUGCAGAACUACAGGAGUCCCCAAAUGAGUUAAAAAAGAGUUGAUAGGAGGAAAUACACAACAAGUAUAUUGUGUUAAACAGCUUAUAACCUGCCAUACUACCAACUGUGUUUAUGUCAUUACAUGCCCAUGCAACAUGCACUAUGUGGGUAAAACCACUAGACAAGUGCAUGUUCGCAUUGAAGAGCAUGUACGGAACAUCAAAAGGGGAUUCAAGGAACAUCCUCUAUCCUCACAUUUAAUCCAUAAACAUCAGGGGGGUGUUACUAAACUGCAGUUCAUUGGAAUAGAAAGAGUAAGCAGGAAUUGGAGGGGUGAAAACUUGUAUAACAGAUUAGCGAGGCAAGAGAUGAGGUGGGUGUUUAAAUUGAAAUCGCUGUCCCCUAGGGGUUAAAAUGGAGAGUUUGAAGUUUGUCAUAUCUUGUAAAUAUCUCUAUGUAACUGGUUUUUUUUGUUUCUUUGAUUUCCUGCAUUGGAGGAUUUGCUGGAAUUUUUUUAAUUUUUCAUUUUUCAUUAUGAGGUCUUACGUGUUUGUUUGUUUUUCUUUCUUCUUUUUUCUAUUAGAAGGUACUUCAAUCGAUAGAUAUAUGACCUUUAUUCGAUGUGAUUAUACACUGAUAUCUUCACUUUAUGUGAAUAUAUGAAUAUAUAUGAACGUGUUCUCCACCAAUGUCUAUAUGUUUGAAUUGUGAGAUUUUAUCUAUGAAGAUGAUCUGCACUGUCAAGAAGAUGUGUUUAUCGUUUGAGGUGUCUCUGUAAAAUGUUGUGCAGUUAUCAUUGUUAUUGGGAAAAUAUCAUUGCUAUAACCAAUUUUUGUAUUUUAUAUUUUAUAUUUUUAAUAUUAUCUAUCUUUCUAUUGUUUACAUUUGUCUCUUUGAAGUGAAUUGAUGAGAUUUCACUGGCCCUUUAUGGGUAAACAUACAUAAUAAAAUAGAAAGAGGUAUUUCUUUAAGAGGUGCAACAUUAGGGGUGAAUAUCCUUUAAGGGGAGAUCUGAAUGCUCCUUUAAACAACUACAUUCAGACAUACUGAAUUUUAUGUAUGAAGCAAGGAUAUUCUUCCAUUAUAUAUAUGUUGUUUGUAUAUGUAUGAAUGCCACUUAAGAUGAUUUUACUUGUUUGUAUAAUUUUUGCCGUUACUAUAUUAGACUUAACAAUAUGCAGACAUUGAUAUUUUGUUCGUUCUUAUACUGUGUGCAGUAACGAGAUCAGCCUUUGAGCUGAUGUAACAAGUUCAGCCUGAUUGGAUACUUCUGAGCCUGUACAUAUGUGAAUAAUUGGUUAGAUAAAUACGAUCGGGAUAUAUAUAUAAGCUAUAUAUAGAUUUAUGUUUCUUUUCCAUUAGAUCGGCCUGUACACUAGGGGUUGUUUGGCAUCUCCUGACCUGGACCUCUCUCUGCCCAGGAGUAGAAACAAGUGGGCGGUUAUUUUUUUACAUACCAGAAAAUCCUAUUUAUCUUUCCCACUGUCCUCCUCUCUUCCCUAAACACCUAUAUAACUAUGACCACAUCUAUACUGGGCUAUCCACAGUUUAAUUUUUAAACAUUAGAUUAAUUAAAGUAAGGGUUUUCAUUUUACUUCUAAUCUUUACUCUACUGUGCUCUCUCCCGUUGCGAACCCCUUUGGUGGACGUACUGGGAUUUACUUUGCUUUUUGUAUUAAGCUUUCGUGGGUUACCCCCUCUUGGAGAGCACAGCUUAGGUGACCAUCCUCGAUAUAUAAGAUCUACCUUACCCAGAAUAAUAUAGGGAGGGUCUUUUUUUAGUUGUAUAUACUAUAUAUAUAUUGCAUAGUUAAUACACUUUGAGGUUCUUAGUUCAUAUUGUAAUUAAUUUAUACGAAAUAGUGGCAGCAUAUGUAUUAAGACCUGAAUUUAUAUACGGCCGUCACAAUUUUUUCACAAAAAACUUUUUUACAUCGAAAGUACUGUUUUGAGCUGGAAUAUAGUAAUUAUUUAUAUUUAAAUGAGCAUAGCAGAAGAUCUAAAGGAAGAAAUAUCUUUUAUAAUAAACUUUUCUUCAUCUUAUUUUCUUCCCCUGUUUAACUUGUUGAAAACGGCAGUUACAUUUAAACCUGCUUGAGCGGGUGUUACUAUAGUAACGGCAGUAAAUAUAGAAUAGAAAUAUAUUGUGCAGAAUGAAAUAAGUCGUAACUUUAUUUUGAUACAAUAUGACUGUUUAGUAAUAUAGAGAAUAGUUGGAUUUUGUAACAUUCAUUGCUGAUUCGGAAUUUGCUGUGAUUGAAAGAAAGCCGGCAGGUACUAUAAAAAUGAACACUAAGAGACAGACCGCAUCCAUUGAGAAAGCCGUCGAAGCGGAGAAACGUGUCUGGAGAGGUCUGACUCCCAUCGAUAUCCGUCAUCACAUUUACUUCAAAGAGGAACACUAUUUGAUAUUUUUCAGUGCUAUACAUCUUGCUGACUCGGGACGCCGAGUAUUUUGAAUAAGGUCUAGACCUUUUUUUAGUGAUUUUAUGGACAUACUAUUUGUGAUAGAUGAAGUUUCUUUUACAUAUGUCUUGAUAUUUGAUUAAUUAAUAAAUGGAAUUUUAAUGAAUUUGGAGUGUGUUAGAAAGGUCAUAGACCUAUUAGUCAUUAUUCAUUAGAAGAGAAGGGUUUAUGUAUUUAUGUGUUUUAUAUUGUAUAGGUUGUUAGGUUUCCUAUUUUUUACCCUACUCUCAUCUAUUUCUAUUCAAUCAGAGCUCCACUAUCUGUACUUUUUCCUAUAUUGUUUGUUGCACCUUGUUUUUUUGUGUGUCUAUUGUGGAUGUAGCAGGUUUCUGGAAGUCUGGUGAAACUGUGUCAAGUUAGUCACAUCCCAGCAAUGGUUAUGAUAAUACAUCUUUUUAUAGAAAUAUAUAAACUUCUGUCUGUUUCUGAAUUUUAUAGUGCCUAAACAAGUUGAACUUAUUCUAUUAGUGUGAAAGGCACCUCUAAAGGUAGAGAAAAUGAAGUGAUUGACAUAUGCAAGAAAUCUUCAUGGGGAAUUGGAACAAAUGCCUUGUCCAAAUGCCAAAUCUUUAAAGGGACACUAUAAUCACCAGAACACUUACAGCUUAAUGUAGUCCGAGAAAAGGCAGUGUUUACAUUGCCCCUGGGGACACCUCCUUAGAUGGCAACUGGAGGGACUUCCUGUCUCAGGGCUGCACAGUAAGCAGCCCUCCCAUUCAGCGUCCCCAGGCUCUGCAUGGAGAAGCUGAAUGUUCCUCAUAGAGAUGCAUCAAUUUAAUGCAUUUCAAUGAGAAGGUCCUGAUUGGCCCUGUGGGAAAGCAUUGGAUUGGCUAAAAAUCUGCCAUUUCAUUGAUGUCACGUGGUGCUGGAAAUAAGGUGAGUUUUAAACUUUUAUAUGGGGGCUAAGGGGAGGGUGGGGGGGGGGGGCAAGCCACGUGAAUGGUGGGUUUAGCACCAUAGGGUCAGGAAUACAUGUUUGUGUUCCUGACCCUAUAGUGAUCCUUUAAGUCAUUUCUGAAAGUGGGUAGAUGAUUUAUGUACUGAUGAGAAUGUUCAAGAACCAUUUGCUUAGUAUAUAAGAUGACUGGCUUCCUUAUUUUUCCUUGCAGUGUGUCCUGCUUGUUGCAAGGGCAACUGAACUGAGGUCUCUGGUGGAAGGUGAAGAUAUACUGGAAAAUGUUUGGCCUCUCUUGUUUGAUUAGAUGUGGUUAUUUGAUCUGUGUACACAUACCAAAUGUUGUAGUUUAGGAGCAGUGAUGUAAUUAAAUUUCUAGGGCCCUUUUUGUCUAGGUGUACUAUUGUUCAAACCAAUAUUGAUCUGGGAUUUAACAAUUGAUUAUUUUGCAUGGUUACGCCUAGGUUUCUUAUUUAUUGAGAUGGGAAGAAGCUGUUAGACCGCAGACUGUGAAUUUUGUUUUCAGCUGUUUUAUUGUGGUUGAAUUUGAGUAGUUUAGUUGCUUUUCCGGUUCUCUGACAACCAGGAAUGAACAGUAUAUCAAAACACAUUUCAAUGUAGCAUUUGUGGUAGAAUGUAAAUAUGUAGAUAGAGGAAAUUAAAAAAUGAAUCAAUAAAAGACAUUACAAUAAUUAACUGAACUCACAUGCGUUGUAUAAAUAUAAUCAAAAAAGACAAUUUUAUUUUGUAUGUGCUCGUUUAAAGACAUAUGCUAUUCAAAUGUUUUUGCAGAUUCCAAAAGUGCCAGUUAUGAAUGCUACCAAGAACUAAAUGUAAUAGGUGAUAGAUUUGGAAACUGUGGUGGUGUCCAGGGAUAUUACGCCAAAUGUGACAAAGAGUAAGUCAUUCUGCUUUGAAUUCAAAAUACAAUUUAAUUUAUGUGGUAAGAGGGGAUGUAGUGAUGCAGUCUUAGAAUAUAAUUGCUAAUAGUAAAUUUGUUCACUUGUCCAUUUCCAAAGUUUUCUUUAAAGGUACACUAUAGUGCUAGAAAUACAAACUUGUACUCCUAAUGCAACAGUGCCCCUGCCCCUACUUGUGUAAAGAUUCCCCCCUUUUCCGUUUUGGAGAUGCUCUGACCCAGUCAUCUAGCCAUCACCAAACCCCCUUUGACAGGUGCCAAUGAAACUAUAUAAUCAAUAUUAUUCACUUUAUCUGUUAGUGGUUUUAAUGUUGUAGCUGAUAAGUAUAUUACACACUGCCAGCCAAACACCCCGCACAUACACCUAUUACUUAUAGCCAACACAUUACACACAGCCAGCACGCACCAGAGAUGCACACUGUAACGGACCGUUUCGCUCACAAGGGGAAAAAAACAGUUUAGGCGAUAAUCCCCUUUCAAUAGACCAGCAGCUAUUGCAAUCACCAACCUCCCGAACUCCAAACUGUACGAAUCCCCAACUCACGAACAAGAAAUACAUGAACUCUGGAAGCAGCCGAACAGGAAAAGCAAUACAAACGGCUUACACUCCUGGCAGUCAGCACACAAUCCAAUUCCCCCAAUAACGAGACGACACUUCACUUUCAGGGUUAAGCAGGAACACCAGAUUUAUUCACACAGCCUCCUUUUAAGACAUUCUCCCAUGCAAGGGAGGGAUCCACAACAAUUAGUACCCAAGCCAAUAAGGUACCAGUUACCUCCCACACAUCUCCUCCCCUUAGUGUGACACAUAAUCCCAUUAUGUGGGAAUAUUUAUGGGAUAAUAAUAGUAACAGUGAGAAUUGCCCACUAAUUCAAUUCUCAGAUCCCAAAGAACGUUUAUCGUGUUAAGUGGAAUGUAUUUCAUAUAAUAAUAUCACAAUGUAUAAAAAUAGAUUUUUAUUUAUGAUAACCAAUAAUUAACAAAUAAUAUUAUGUAACAUGCAUAACAAUAAUCAAUGAAUAUCCAGUACAAAAUUAUAUGCAAUACAAAAAAAUGGGUAUUACGUUACAAUGGCUAAAUAGCAUUUCCUGUCAAGAAUUAUUUAUGACUAUCUUUAACACAGGCUGAAAGUGAAACUUUUCACACAGAGAACAGAAUUCCUCAGAGUGCAGCGUAAGGUCGUAAAGUUUAGCAGACAGUUAGAAUAACCCUUUCAAUGCUGGCUAGAUCUCCUAGAUAGUUAAGAUCUAUUCUUAUGUAAUUUUUAAAUAAAAUAACAUUUAAACCAGUUUAAAUUCAUUUUCUUAAAAUCAUCCAAUAAGAGAAUUUACCACAUUAUAUAAGCAGAUUUUUAAUUUGUCUAAAAGAUAUCUAUCUUAAUUUAGAGCAAAUCAAUACACCUGGAUAAAAACAGCGGUAUGCUAACACGUGAUAAUAUCACAUCAAUAUAUAAUUAUUCUUAAUUCCACCUGCAGAAUGGAAUAUUUAUAACUAUAUAUUCUUAGUUAACUAAGAUUUCUUAAUAUGGAAAUCUGACCGUGCUUUAUCCAGUCAUAUAUAAUGCUAUUAAUACAUUUUAAUUAAAUUAAUUUAAUUAAAUGAAACCAGUAUAAUUACCAGUUGAGUAGAUAUUUCAUCCGAUUGGUAGUCUCAGGAAUUUAUUUGGAUGUGUCUCUGCAUGGAGGUUGGAGUCCCCAAACUUCCAAUUCCUCUCUUUUCUCUCCUUUGCAUAUCUUGCAUCUGCCUCCUUCUCUCGUAUAUAUUUCUAUCUUCCCUUUGUCUUAACUUUUAAAGGGCCAGACUCUCUGUACGUCAUCAGUUGAUAACCCAAUAGAAGCACUAGAGGUGUGGUUAUCUUCCAGAUCGCAAAUUAGGUAUUUGGUCUGUAGAGGGCAGUCUUGUCCCACUAAACAUACCUAUCCAGGAAAGAGUUAACUUUUCCUGGUGGCUAUUUUGACGUCAUUUUGGGUUAUCUUUAUAGCGCCAUAAUUUAAAAUUUCAAAGGGUUUCUUAAAUUUUGUCCAGACUUAGCGUCUGCAAUUCCUACCAUAAUUUCUGAUAUGACAGAUCAUGAACUAAGUUUACCCUUUUCCAUACAAUGGUACCUUAUAUAUAUAUAGACAGUUAAAUUUUAUUAUUUAAUCUUCUCUGUCACAAUUGUCUGGGUUUAGAUUUGAUUAUAUUCCAUUAGCAUUAGACAGUCUGUCCAACCCCCUUCCUUAUCACUUGUUUAUACUAUGCAUUCCUUAGCUCUGGCAAAGAGGCCAAUCUUACAGAAAGAAAUCCUGUGUCUCUUUGUUUUUGUUAACUUGGAAUAACAAAAUGGAGUCUGAUCUGUUCAGAGUGACUCAGAAUAUACACUUUUAGUUUCUAUCAUAGCACAAAAUGUCUGCCGAUAUAAAUACUCUGACAAUUAGUACAGACACAAAUUCCCUGGGAUACUGGAUGUACCCCUAAACAUAGGAAUACCCCUUUAAAUGUUACAUCCCCUGGUAACCCUGAUCUGGGUGAGACACAUAUCCAAAAAUCACCCAGAUCGGACCAGGGGUUCAGGAAUUAUAAAGGGUUAAAGUUUUGACCGACUGCAUGGCAAAAGUAUCCGAAAAUAGUUCCAUGUACUUUGGCCCUGCAGUCGGUCACAGAAAAGGGAAUGAAUCACACGAAUUGCCUGGGUUAUAGAGCUUGGGGAGGAUUCGUAUGAAUCCCCCUGUUCGUGGGAUCCUUUCUACCGAACGGCGGGCCGUUCGGUAGUUUCUGCACGAAUUGCUGGAAGUCUGGAGGUCUCAGCGGUGUUUGCUUAGUCGGGUGUCCGAUUUUAGUUCCAGACACUCGACGGCAAAACACCGCUGUUCGGGAGUUUAAGAUGGCCGCCGCCACGUGUUCGUUUCCUGAAUGGCGGCCACCCAGAGGACACAACACACAUUACACAUAUUGCCAAUUACCCGUUUGCAACAUUGUUGCAAACGGUAAUUGGAGGCACACUUACUCCCGGGUGGUCUGGUUGUUCGGUAGUUUCACCCAAUAUAAUGAAUGAAGUGAUUCUACCGAACAAUCAGGGGAAUGCUGCAUUCACAGAACACUUUAUACCGAACACAUAAUAUUAAAUACAGCCUGAAUGCAAUUUGCUACACAGUCUUAAAAAGGCAUUAUUCCUAACAGGCAGAAUAUGUUCACGGAUGGCCCUUAAAGGGCCAGUAGCAGCAAUAUAAAAAUGUCACAUGUCCAAAUAUUGCAUACAAAAGUACGAAUUCACAAGGGGGCCAUAGUCAGAUGGCAGGAGGCUGGCAACCAGGCUUCUCCAGUGCAUAGUGGCGAGGUUGGUUUCGCCACACACACAUUACACAUAGCCAACACACAAAUUACAUACCGCUAUCCAGGGCCGGCCUUAGGCCUUCAGGCGCCCUGUAUUCGAAAAAUCAUAACAGCUUCUCCCCAUCCAUGUGUAUAGGGGAUUUAUUAAAUGAAAAUUUAAAAAUUAACAAAUAUUUAUCCCCUCUUUCCUGUCAUUACCUUGCAUGGAGGGGGGCAUGCUGAUCUCUGGUGAUCCAGUUUGCUGGGAAUCUGGUCGGUGCCAGCAACUGUCUCAUGACCUGAGGCACUUACAGUAUCAGAGCUUUCCUGUGGUAAUCCGCGGCAACGUUCUGAUUGGCCGGAACUCGGAAGACAGCUACAUUUAUCAUGUGUGUGUGUGUCAAACGUGAUUGUGUGAUGUGUUGGCUGUGUGCCAUAUUUGUAAUGGGUGUAUUGACUGUGUCUGAUAUGUGUGUGUACUGACCAUGUGUGAUUUUUGUGCACUAUAGCAGUAGAUGGAUGGGAAGGCACUAUAUGGGUAGUUGGGGAGCAGGGACGCUAUAGGGGUAGAUAGGGGGCACUAUAAGUGUAGAUGGGGAACAGGGGCACUGUAGGGGUAGUUGGGGAGCAGGGGCACUAUAGGGGUAGAUGUGGGGCACUAUAGGGGCAGAUGGGGAACAGGGGCACUAUAGGGGUAAACGGGGAACAGUGGCACUAUUGGGGUAGAUGGGGAGUCACUAUAGGGGUAGAUGGGAGAGCAGGUGCACUAUAGGGGUAGAUGGGGGCACUAUUGUGGUAGAUGGGGAACAGGGGCACUAUUGGGGUAGAUUGGGGGCACUAUAGGGGUAGAUUGGAUGAGCAUGGACACUAUAGGGGUAGAUGGGGGGUACUAUAGGGGUAGAUGGGGAACAGGGGCACAAUAGGGGUAGAUGGGGUGCAGUGGCACAAUAGGGGUAGAUGGGGAGAGCAUUGGCACUAUAGGGGUAGAUGGGGGCACUUUUAGGAUAGAUGGGAAACAGGGGCACUAUAGGGGUAGAGGGAGGCACUAUAGGGAUAGAUGGGGAGCAGGGGCACUAUAGGGGUAGUUGGGGGGAGAAGGGGCACUAUGGGGCUACUAUAGGGGUAGAUGGGGAACAGGGGCACAAUAAGGGUAGAUAAGGGGAGCAUGGGCACUAUAGGGGUAGAUGGGGGCACUAUAGGGAUAGAUGGUGAACUAUAGGGGGAGCAGGGGUAGAGGGGGCACUAUAGGGGGAGCAGGGGAGUACUAUAGGGGUGGAGGGGGAACAGAGGUACUAUAGGGGUAGAUGGGGGUACUAUAGGGGUAGAUGGGGAACAGGGGCACAAUAAGGGUAGAUAGGGGGAGCAUGGGCACUAUAGGGGUAGAUGGGGAACAGGGGCACAACAGGGGUAGAUGGGGCACUAUAAGGAUAGAUGGGGAACAGGGGUACUAUAGGGAGAGCAGGGCCACUAUAGGGGCAACAUUUUGCCUCGGUUUUUCCAUUUGGAUGUAAUUUCCCAAAAAAUUUAAUUUAGUGAAUAAUCCUGUCAAUGUCCAGUUACCUCCCAGAGCAGGUGGCCCAAUUUAAAAAGUGUGUGUUAUUACAAAUAGAUUGGGCUACUGCUUUAGUCCCUUGAACAAGAAUAUAUAUUUUUUAAUUUCCACUCCCCUUUCAGCAAUCUAAAAUACCACUGGAUCAAAUAUUAUUACAAUAAAAAUAAGGUGUGUGUGUAUAUUUAUUUAUUUUUAUUAGAUUUCCCUUUUAAGGAAUUUGAAAUAUGUGGGGUUUGAAAUCAAAACAAGACAAAAUGGGUUUAGAAGAAUAUACUCUUACUAUUUUUCAUGGAUGGUGUGCGAGCUCAUAGCCAUUACAAAUGCAUACACUUGGCAUGGACAUUAUGAGAUUUAUUAACUGAUUGCUCUAUGGACAGUCUCUACAACCAUAAAUAUUCUUUAACAUUAACUCAUACCUCUUAUCAAUCCAGAGAGAAUCAGGAUGGGGUUGGUGACCCACUUCACUAGUGAUGCCCGUGACGGGUGGUCCAACCAUGGAUAGGCUGCCUGGCCAGACCCCAGCCUUUAGGACUAUGUAGGGAGAGCUGCUAACUUCCUGCCUUAUCCUAGCGCCCACUGCUCAUUAGAUGUGCUUGUGUUGCACUGCCCGUGAACACUUCCCUGCUGUCCCCAGAUACAAGACAUCAGAGAGCCAAGGUGGGACAGGACCCCGAAAUGGGAUGUAUUAGAGAAGAUAUGCUCAGAGUGGCCAGCGAAGGUUACAUUUUUAUAUUUAGAAUUAUGGCAAUACUUCUUUUAUAUCUAUGUAAUCGCUUGCCAGCUGAAAGAUUUUGAAGAACAUGUCUAUGAAACCUUUACAGGUGAUAUGAAAUGAGAGCUAGAUUCAGUAAAGAUUAAAUAUAAUCUGUUAAGUAUUAGUCAUAUCUAUGCAGGCUUGUUUGACAUCUAACUCAAUAUUUUAUUUAAAUUAUAUUCUAGUGAUGUACUGUGUGGCAAGAUCCAAUGUGCAAUCACAGGAGAAGUAAAGAUAAAUAUAAAAAAUGCAGCUGUUUCUUUCUACACUCCUAAAAAUGAAACUUGUGUAAACGCAGACUUUUUCACAAGUGAUUUUGUUGAUCCUGUACAAGUUAGAGAUGGUACAAAGUGUGGUGAGAAUAAGGUUAGUAAACGUUUAGAGUCCAAACAUGCUUGGUGUGUCUGUCAUUAAUCCUACUUUAACUUCUGAUUUGUCCUGCUUUUGGUAAGCAUAGGUAUAAUAUUAUUUAAAUGAAACAAAAACAAGCAUUUUGGAAGCCAAGAAAAACAUUUCAAAGUAGUUUACUUAAUAAUGCACACAAUAAUAAUAUUAAUAAUUUUAAAUCUCUUUUUGUUUUUUUGUUUUUUACUGUUGCCAUCCUUCUGCUUAUCUUUUUGGCAGGAGAAGUAUAAUUAUUUUCACUUGUUCAUAAUUUAGCUCUCUUGUGGUCCAUCAGCUUAGGUGCAGGUCUGCAUCUCCGGUUGGGUGCCUGUCUUGACUGGGAGGUAGCAUAGAGAUGUGCGCCCAGCAGAGCACAGGGCUGGUCAAAGAGAUCUCCAUGCAGCUGCAAGUGAUCUCAGGAAAGCCAGUGAUUUAAUGGUGCUCUAGGACCCCAAACGGCAACAGUUGCAUACAAAUUUUGUUUGCAAUAAUAAAGUUCUUUUGUAAUUGUUAAAAUUGUGUAUAUACAGUUCUAGGGUAUUUAAACAUACCCUGCAGUUUGCAUAUACAAUUCUCAUAUUAAAAGAGCUAAUGACUGUCUGUUUUAGGAUUGUAGUGAUGCAUUCAUUUCUAAUUUUAGACUUAAAUAUAUGCCUAAAUUGUGCAAUAGUUAGUGACAAUUACAUUCCAUCCAAACUGUAAACUGUAAAUAUGUUUGUAAAUUGUAAACAUAUUUACAAUUAUGUGUCCGAAGGACCAGAGAUUUGUUGUUAUUUUUUAUGUGUUUAUAUUCAACUAUGAUUCCCUUUUUUAUAUUUAGUACACCCACACGUCCCUUUUUUCUAUUUAGUGCAUUUUCAAAGACGGACAGGGCUUCACAUGACGCAAAAUAUAUGGAAAGGGGAGCCAGGGGAGGUGUAGCUACAGCUACGUAAUCAAAGUGAUUUAAGUCCUACACGGCAGAGAAUUGAGCAUUAACAGUGCAGGGGCAUGGUCUACACACCAACACCACUUCAUAAGGUUAAAGCUAUUUUGGUAUUUGGAGUGUCCUUUUAAUGACAUUUUAGACAACGCAAACUUCAAGCAGGAAUCUUUUAAAUAUUCUUUUAUACCCUUCCAAUGCUAUAUAGAAGUGGUCUCAUUGAAGUUGUCUGCGUGCAAUUUUCCUUUCCCCUUGACCCAGCAAUGUAAAAUAUUGCUGUUUUAGAGAAACUGCAAUGUUUACAUUACAAGAUUACUAUAUCUAGUAGCUGUCUAUGCUAUGCAUCAGGAUGUCCAGUAUCAAAAUCCCCAUAGGACAGAAUUGAUUCUGUGCAGAUAUAUCGGUAAACAAUUCCAGCACUUUGGUUGUGCCUCUCAGUGAGUGCUGAGUCCCUGCUUACAUCUUGCCCCCCAGCUACUAUGUGCUGAAUUGUCUCAGAGGUCUCUUUCCACAGUCUGCACCUUGGGACUUGCCUGGUGUGGUAGACCCCCGUUUCUAUUGAUCUGGUGCUGAGUGCCUGUUCCUGGAUUAGUGUAUCAGUUCUGCAUUUUUCAACCACUGGUAGCAUUUUUCAAUGUGAGCCACAUCCACUAUCUGCCAGUGUACACACACACAUAUAUAUAUAUUUAUAUUAUACCUAGCGUGUAUUAGUGGUGGUAUUUAAAUUACUAGAUGCUACUAGAUAAAGCUGACACUUAUUUAUGGGUGAGGUGAUUUAGGUAUUUAGUAUGCAAUUACACGUGGAUGAAUGUGAAGUUUCGAGGAACUUAACCGAUAGGUCUUUUGACACACAGAUGAGCUUUAUUUAUUUUCUAAAUCACAUGCAAUAAUUUGUAAAUAAAUACACUCUGUUUUCAGAUAUGCUAUAAGCAAAGGUGCACUGAUUUCUCCAGGUCUGACUUUACUUGUGAACAUGAUACAACAUGCAAUGGCCGAGGCGUAAGUAAAAUACAGAAACUAACCAACAGAUAGUUCUUUUUUUUUUCCAUUUUAUCAUUUUAUUAAUUUCAAAAGAUAGGGAGUGGGGCAGAUAGUUUCUUAAUGUGCAAACCAAAUGUCAGUGUUUGACAACGUAACAUCAUCUUUUGGUGCAAGUUCACUUUGCAUGUACUGUAAUAUGCUUACGAUGCUUAAUAAAACUAGUAUAGAGAGUUCAAAAUGUCAAGCAUAUUACAUAACACAACACUAUGACAUUAAACUGGAGUUAUCUGGAUUUUUUAUUUGAGAUUUGCAAUAAUAAACACAACUGUCGCUGUGACCCAGGCUGGAAACCGCCAUUUUGCAAUGAACCAAGUGACAGCAUUGAUUCAAGGAGUCUGGACCCAAACAAAAGUUAGUGGAUUUUGCUAUUUAUUUGAAUAAGCAAUACAUUUUUUUUUCUCAUAACAUAAUCUUUAUAAUUUUAUAAUAUAAGCUAGAUAUUUUGUAAUGAGAUAUAGAUAUGCAAACUCUUCGAAUAAUUGUAUUAUAUUUUAUUACUAUAAAAUAGUAAUUCUGUUCCUUACGCUCAAAUUUUAAGUUUUAACAUUGUAGUUUUUUGAAAUGGAAGCCUAACAUUUUCUUUAACAAUUAUAGAGGAUAUGAAGCCAAAUGUUUUAGUCACUUUCUAAUUUUUCAGAAUGUUGUACUGUGCUUCAACAAACUGCAAAAGACAGGAAUCAUUCCAUUACUCCCAAUAUAGUCACUACACUUUUAAGACUUCCAUGUUUUUAUGUAAGCUGGUUUCUGUUAAAUAUAAAUUAUUCUUUAUUAAUGUUAUACCUCUACAGUUUAUCAAACAGUAAACCUGACUAAAGUGACAUGUAAAUUGAUAGCAGAUGUGAUAUGGCUGCCAUUUGUUUAUAAAGCAGUUCCACUAAUUCUUUGUGAUGAGUGCAGGCCCAUACCACUGGACAAACCAAGCAACUGCAAAGAAGACACAAAGAUCCUGGGCUAACUGGUUAAAUCAGGGGAUCUCCUCUGUUACCAACCUGUCCAGCUACAGUUUUCUUCUGCCACCUCUGUGACUCUUUGUUAGCUGCAACGUGAGGGAGUUAUAAAUAACCCAUACCAACACAUCCAAAGUGAAUGAUCAGAGGCAAGUUCACCUCUGUGACUCUUUGUUAGCUGCAAUGUAAGGGAGUUAGAGAUAACCCUUACCGACACAUCCAAAUUGAGUGAUCAGAGGCAAGUUCAGAAAGCAACAUAUAUCUCUAUAGUCCUAUAUAUUGUGAUCAAUAAAAAGCUACAAGGGGUAGAGGAGAAAACCUUGACUGGCCAACAUGGGCUCGAAAUGAACCUGGACUUAUUUUUUGUUAAACUAUUCCGGGAUGUGUGGAACUGCUCCUGUGGGAUAAACUAUAUGUCCUAUAAAGUACAGACCAAGACCACAACGAGAGAAUCUGGAUUAGGUAACUUCUUUCCUGUUAAAGUAGGGAUUUUUUUUGCUAGUGACACUUGCUGUGCUCUGCAAGUGUCAUUAUAAUUAGAAAGUAUAAAAGUGAAUACUUAUUUCCCUUCCUUUUUAUUUAUUUAUUUGCAUUAUUUUUCUAAUGCGAUAUAUAUAUAAACCUUGGGUCCUUCAUCUUGUGCUACCCUACUUGUCUUUGCCUCAAGCCUCAAUAUAUUAAUAAAAGACAUUUCUAUAAUCUAUAUAAUGCAUUAAAAAUUAGAGUUCAUAUUUACCCCAUAAUUUCCCUUUAACAAAGCUACUUUUCCUAUUAUCCUCUGGUCUAAUGAAGAUUUGUCAUUUUACAUAUAAUAACCUGAAAGCUUAGAUACCUUAAAACAGUUUUGUUGAGUGUGUGUUCUCAACUGUGGUCUAGAAAAAUGGUAAAUAAAUGUUGUUUUAAUGUAUCUGAAAACUGGACAGAACAUUGUUUGUUUUUCUUCUUCUUUUUUUUUAAUUAGGUAUAUAUUCUGACGCAAAUUCAGAUGAAAGAAAAACUUGGCUUUUAA